AUGAGACUCAGUGUACAAGUAAGAAGAAAUCCCUUCGACUCAGAUGAAAAUCAUCUCAACUUAGCCCCUAACCCAUACGCCACUUUAUAGAAGUCAAACACCCUCCCAAUUGGAAGUUCAGGUGUACUCAGUGGAUUAAAUUCCGCCUUGCAAACUAAAUCAACCAUUUAAAAUGGAGUUGCUGCUGAUUAUCAACAGCAAUAUUAGAGAUAUUCCCUGCCACCAAAUGGAUUUAACCAGAGUAGUUCUCCUUAGUAAGUCUUAAUGCAAAAUGCCUCAAUUUAAUAACAACAGAAUUUUGCACCUUUGUCUUAGAAAUCGCAUCAAUUCAACUCUCAGUUCACCUUCAACCCAGCUGGUCACAGCAUGUUUAAUGUUUAAAACUCUCAAUAAUCCCAGUUCUCUUAGUAAUCAAUCACACAGCUAUCCUAGAACCAGCAGCAACCAUUGACAAUCAAUUAGAACCCGUUUGCUUCAAUGACUCAUCAAUCAUAGUAGUCAUACGCAAACAGUACUCCUUAGCUAUAAUAAAAAACUUUGACAUCAUUUAUGCAAACUCAAAAUCCCUAAUCCUAGACUCAAAGUAAGUAAAGGUAGAUAGCUCAGAAGUCAGUAUAAAAUGACACAACAUCGAUCUACGAUCACACUUUGAAACUCAUGAUGGAGUCGCAAAAGCUCAGAAAGAAGGAGCUUGAUGCACUAAAGGACAAAGAGUGUGUGCUGCUGUGCUUCAGAUGCUAAAAGCCAGUGAGUGUGGUUGAUAAGCAAAAUGAUAAGUUCUCUAAGAUGAACAAGGAUGAACAGCAGAAAUACCUAGAGGAUUAGCAUCAAGUAGGCAAGGUGUCAAAUGACAUUGUGGAAGUUUAUAUAAAGCAGAAAUGCGUGGGAUGUGCUAGAUUCACUUGCUAAAACUGCAUGGAUGAGUGCACUACUUGUUAAUAAAAGCAAUGCGUGCUUUGUCUAGAGUAUGAUGGAAAUAAUUAGAAGUAUCAUUGUAGUACAUGUAUGCUGGUUUGA
Messenger RNA from Stylonychia lemnae, 1017 nucleotides. The record is from the annotation of a GenBank genome assembly. Lineage: Eukaryota; Ciliophora; Spirotrichea; Sporadotrichida; Oxytrichidae.